CUCGACGGUCAACAACCCUCUUUCAAGAAAUUUCCCAACAUUACUUUCUACGAUUUUGACACAUUUAUUUUUGCUUUGGCUUCGAGCAUAGCCAUUCACGAAUCGUGAGCUAGCUAUCCCGUUAGUGGUUAGGCGUGAAGUUAUUCGGUAGUAAAAGGUCAUAGAUUUGAUUAUCAAGCCCUAAAAAUGUAAAUGGUUAGUGCUCAAAAACGAGCACCAACGACGAAAUGAUUGAUAUAAACAGAUUUAGCAUAAUAAAUUUAAAGCAAGAAAACCCAGAAUUAGGUGGUGUAGAAAAUUUUAGAUGAGUAAGGUGCUCUCGUAAAUUGUUAGCCGAAUGAUUGAAAGUCUCUUUGUUCACACUCAAUCUAUUGUGUAGAAACAAGAGAUUUUCUUGACAGUCUGGAUAAUUAGAAAAAUCAUACUAAGGCGGUGAAUACGAAAAUAAACAGUAACUUACAGAUAAUAGUCUAACAGAUAUUUUGUUUUCAGUCAUUUAUAGAUGUCAGAAACUGAAGUGCUAUGGAAGUAGAUUUAACAUUAAGUGCUGAAGAUGUCAAUCCAUUGGAAGAGGCAUUAUAUAGUUUGCCCCUGGUACGGUUAGCAGGUGAAUUUGAUCCUGAUGUCAUUUCUCAAUUAGCUGCUUUAAAAGAGAGAAAAAAGGAUGCCAAAACAUGUUUCAUUAACACAUUAUAUAAUAAAAAUGUUUUGGAGGCCAUUAAAAAUGAAAAGGAAGUAAACCAAGCCGAUGAAAAGUUAAAAGCAACUAUGAAAGAGUUGCAGAAGUCCACAUCAGACCUUGAAAACUCUCUACAGAAUAUUCAUUCAUUGUGUGAAACUUCGGACCAAGCAUUUAAUUUGAUAAAGACUAAAAUAACCGAGUUGGAGACAAAAUCCUCUUAUCUGGAGGAAAGGAAAAAAGUUCUUGAGAAUUUGAAAAAUGUCCAGAACCAAAAUAACAAAGAUAAAAUCAGCAAGGAAGAGAAUGAAAAGAGACAAAAAGAGAUUAUGGAUGUAAUAGGUAAAGUUGAAGAGAACAUAAAGCUACAGAAACUAAAGAUAAGGAAAUAUGAAAUGAGUAUUAGUAGAGCUGAAGAAAGAAUAGAGCUAUUAAAAAAUAUCAAUUCUGAAGAAUCAGUUUAUAUGUUUGAUCAGCAGAAAUUAGAAAGUCACAGACAGCUACUACAUCAUGUGGAAUCUUUGGGGGAGAAAAAUAUCAAAAUAAUGUCUGACAAUCAAAUCCAGAUAGAAUUUAAAAAUACAACAAUUGAAGGAGAUAAAGACAAGCCUACAUUGAUAUUAACUGUAGAAUUUAAACAGGGAUAUAUGAAUACUUCAGUACUAGCCAAUGCCAUGAUUAACAACCCAUCAUUAGAUGUAAAUGAUAUUGUAGAGGAUUGUGUUAGAAAUAAUGAUUUAAAAGGUUUAGUUUCACAGCUAAAAACGAGGUGGUAUUCACAUGUACCGUUGCUUACAGAAAUAACUCACUUACAAAACAGUUCUGCUAUAGAUUGGAUACAAGAAGAUAGUUUAUUAAGAGUAAUGGUAGGAAAAGGUGGUAGUGUGGUGUGUACCUUAUCUAUCCCUUUUAACUAUCCAUUACAUGGUUCUAUACAGUUGGUAGAUAUUAGAGGUUGUAAAGCAGAGGCUCAACAAAUACAGACAACAACAGAUUGCAAAGCUCUUGAAGAAUGGGUAGAAUAUUUGGAAGGAAAGUUUGGAAAACCUUGACAUAUGAAUUUGUAUCAUUUCAAGGACAAAUAAAAAUUUGUAUAUAGUUAAUUCUC
Messenger RNA from Lottia gigantea (owl limpet), 1787 nucleotides. RefSeq lists its product as hypothetical. The coding region runs from base 523 to 1731 and encodes 402 amino acids. NCBI's taxonomy places the organism in Eukaryota, Metazoa, Mollusca, Gastropoda, Lottiidae. The record is from RefSeq and is a predicted model, not a curated record. The transcript has 12 exons.